GACUAUCAUAGACAGUCAGAAUUCUCACAUCAGUUAUUCAAUUUAUCCUGAUAUUAUGCCACAGAAAACUAUGAUUCUAAAAUUAAAUAGCUUAUCAUAUAUAAAGUAAACUCACAGAUUCCAUGCAGUAUUGAACUUCUAUUUGACAGUUGUGGGUCGAGAAAGUAGCUUCCAAUAAGAAAACACAGUGCUGGGAUCCUGCAAUAGAUGCUAUGGUACUCUCAGAUUCUCUUUUGGCUCUAGCAAACAUAUUCAGUUGUCUGCGGAUGAUAUACAUCUUCUCUGUGAGUCCAUAUCUAGGUCCAAUGCAGGUUUCCUUGAGCCGGAUGGCAAUUGACAUGGUUAGAUUCUUCCUGCUGUUUGUGCUUGUACUGUUUGCUUUCUCAUGUGGUUUGAAUCAACUUCUUUGGUUUUAUGCUGCGAUGGAGAGUAGAAAGUGUUGUGAGAUAGAUAUAACUGCUGCACAUCCAGAAGGGAGCUCCUUCAAUGUAACCUCAGCUCCUAUUUCAGACUUAAAUAGUGCAUACUGGAAUGAACCAUCUGGUGGUGACUGUGAAAUUCGAAUGAAAUUUGCUAGCUUGUUUGAGACCAUGCAGACGCUGUUCUGGACAGUGUUUGGGGUAAUAGACAUGAACCAGUUUAACCUGUCUCACAUCGAGAGCUUCACCAAGUUCUCGGCGAAGAUAAUCUUGGGCACAUAUGCCGUCAUCACCAAUGUGGUGCUUUUGAACCUUCUCAUUGCUAUGUUGAACAAUUCCUACCAACUUAUUUCUGGCAAGGAAGAUGUUGAGUGGAAAUUUGCUCGCAGCAAAUUGUGGAUCAGUUACUUUGAUGACAAAUGCACUCUUCCUCCACCAUUUAAUAUUUUUCCAACCUCGAAGUUUAUUCUGCAUCUAGGCUCAUUGUCCAAGUGCUGUUCUUGUGACAGUACACCAAUUGUUACAAGUGAGUCUGAGGAUCUUGAAAAGGAACUGUUAAAAGAACAAGAGUCCAAGUAUGAGAAAGUUAUGCGUCACUUAGUGAGACGCUACAUCAUGAUGUCGCAGCAGGGCGCAGAGCACAGUUCCAUCAGCGAGGAUGACAUAAAUGAAUUGAAACAGGACAUUUCAGCUUUCCGAUGCGAACUGAUUGACAUCUUACAGCAGUCUGGCUACAGUGUAAAUGCAUACUGCAAUGCUGGUCUGGGGGGCCGUAAGACAAGGCAAAGAGAGCGUCGCAUGAUGAAAGAUUUUGACGUUAACACGACACGUGACAAUCUUGUUGGCCUGUGGCCUGGCCAACCCUCUCACCUGCAACGUGUACUCAUAUCUGCCACUGCCCCUGUAAUGAUAGCUGGAAGGAAGCCCGCAACUAAUGUAAGCGCUUAUGCUAUGGCAGCGCUUAAGAUGAAGCGCAAGAAAUUCUUAUCUGCGUCUGAAAAGAAUCGAGGCUCCCCUUACAAGCAGAUCCCACGAAUAGGCAGUGACCCAACAAGAUCUUCUUCAGAUUUGCAGCGGAGAACACAGCCUGGUCAGUCGCAGACACAAAUAGGAAAGGUGAAAAGCACCAUGUCAGAAUCCACCACUGAUGAGGGAGUGACAACUCAGUCCAGCGAUACGUUGGAGGCCAACGUAGAAUCUCAGAAGGAACCAGUAGCACCCAUUGUAGUCAAAGAAGAUCUCUAAACAAGAAAUUGUGUAGCGUUUCACUCGGCAUAAAUUUAAGUUCUGGCAAGGUAAUCUCAAAGACGGUAUGAAAGCAACAUUGCUUGUGUUAUGUGUAGUGCUGUAACCUCACUAGCACUUGUUUCCUUAAUAAACCUUUUCAACCACCUCCUAAGUUUACUCUGUGUUCAACAUUAAAAUUUGGCUUGAGACUAUAAUAGCGACACCAUAUGACUAACAAGUGAUUUCUGUACUAAUAUAUAUUAUAUAUACAUAUAAUUUAUAUAUCAGCCUGUCAUGAAAUAUUUGCUGUUAGAAAAAUCUAUUAAAGGGAUUCAAUAUAAUUA
Messenger RNA from Zootermopsis nevadensis, 1990 nucleotides. The record is from RefSeq and is a predicted model, not a curated record. NCBI's taxonomy places the organism in Eukaryota, Metazoa, Arthropoda, Insecta, Blattodea, Termopsidae.